UGUGUGUGCACGCAUUUUAGGAGCAAACCAUUACCAAUACACACACUUACUCGCUCCGACCCAACUGAAAGUAGAUACCAUCCAUUGGCAAAGAGCGGAACACAAAAUAUUCUGUGGCAUUGUUGUGCAGCAGUAGUUUAUAGAUACACGAUUCGGAAUAUCCUUGCGCUUACUGUGGCAAAGGCACAAAGGAUAAUAAAAUUUUUGAUUUAACAAAAACCUGAAAAUUUUAAAAACAAUUUUAAACAGUGAAAUUUGAAAAAAUAUAAGUUUUAAAUAAAAACCUAAACACCAAAACCAUGCGAGCUCAUUUUGAUAUACCUGCCUCUCCCGACACCGAUGAUGGUGGUGUUUUGGAGUCGAAAGAUGGUGGCAAUGGCCAAAUUGCAGCACAUGCUGGCGGCGAUGAAUCGCACGAGCAAUUGCAAACGCGUAUUAUGGAAUUCAAAAGUGAUUCGAGUAAAAUGGCCGUGUUGGGCGAGUUCAUUGAUGAAGUUUUGGAAAAGGCCGAAGAGGAGGCCAACAAACAACAGGACAACGGUGACACCAGCAAUUCGCAACAGAACAAAAACAAAUCCCAAAAACAAACUUUCGCUAUACCAGAUUUCAAGAAUGGCAAAGUGGUCAACAAGGCACGAGGAUUUGUGGUGCGUCUCUUUGAGUCGAUAUGUAAUUGUGCCAAUAACGCCACCGCCGCACCGGUGGCCCGCUUCAAGUUCCGCAGUGGUAAAAGAGCUGCCUCCACCACCGAUGCUCCGGAGACAAAUGGCAAAAUGGAAGCCAAAAGAGAGGAAAAGGUUAAGAAGAGCGUAUCGGUGAAAGAGAAAAAGAACGAUAAAAUCAAAUUUGAGGAUGAAGCAAAUGAUGGUGAACCACAGGAGGCCAUUGAGUUGCAAUAAAUAAGCUGGAGAAAAGAAGAGAGGCGGUGCAAUGGCAACGCAAUGCAAAGAAAUUAAUACACCACAUUCAAAAUUUUUAGAAGACUUACAAGAAUAACAUACAACACUAAUUUAUAGCAAUACUAAAUAGCUUAGAACUGAAUAUCACCACAAUCGGAUGUAAGGACAAACACAAGAGAUCUUUUUUUUAGUUUUUGUUUUGGCAACACUGUGCUCAACAACACCAUCCAAUGGUUUCCUAGACUAGUUGUAAACAAAUUUUCAAAGAAAAAGAGAAAAAAGAAGCAGCAAUAACAAAUAACUGGAAAUCCUUUUAGUCUAGGGAGUAGCCGAUAGAUGGCGCAAGGCACCUAUGGGAGUAAAGUUUCGCCGUAGCUGAGCUGAACUCCUUCCUCUCGCCUCUCGCGCCCUAUAAUAAUAAUAAAAAUAGCACAAUAUUUUCUAUAGAUGUAAUUAUUAGAGUAAGUAAUACAAUAACAAUCACUUCUAAAUGUCAAUAUAAAUGGAUUUUUACAAAUCAUUCCGGUAGGAACGCAAUGGUCCACAAUCACUAUCUUUAAAUAGUAGUCAAUAGACUUGUAAUAUACCAAAAUAGAAUUCAGGAUGGGCGUAGAUUCAAGAAGAGACAAAACUAAAUAAGCGAUCGAAAAAGAGGCGGAUUUUUUCAGUCUUGAAACAAAUUCGAUUCGAAAAAAAUAUUUCGAGAAACACAGUUUUUACCUCAAGCGUUUAGAGCAUUAUUCGAAUCCUUGGAAGUCUUCUGAUAUUUGAGGAAAGCCCCUGAUAUCGAUUCAUAUCAAAGUGAAAGGAAGAAUCCAAAAAGAAGAAGUUGUACUAGAGCCAGAUACCCAAUUUCUCUGUUAUUUUCCCUUAAAGUCCAGCUGAUGUCUUAAGUCAGAAAAAAAUCAUCUUAUCCGAUUAUACCUUGGAGGUGGAAAUACAUAAAACACUAUUUUGACUGGCUUAUGUCAUCGGCUGGCUUCUUCGAAAAAGAAAAAGGUCAUACGCUCCAAAAUCGAACUAAGUCAACCUAAAACUCGUUUGUUCCUCUACGAAAAAUCCAGCCGAUGACUUAAGCAAGUCAAAAAAGCCUUUUAUGUACUUUCACUUUAAGGAUAAAACCCCGAAGCUGACAUGUCAAAUUUGUUGAUUUGUCCGAAACGAAUUAGUUCAUCAAAAAGGAACAAACUCUUUUCCAUUCAGUUUCAUUAGUUCACCUGGUUUCUUUGUCAAUCCUAUUGGUACUGUUAUGGUAAAACAAUUGUGGUAGUCUCAUUUGCUAAAUCGAAUAUGGCAACCCUCAAGAACUCAAUUUACUCACAUUUUGCAAAUAAAAAUUACUUUCAGAACCUAAAAUAUUUGCGUAUGACGAGUGUCUUACUUAACAAAAAUAAUAAAUGAUCUCAUAUUUUCUGGGUUAAUUGGAGCAGAAAAGACAGAUAUUUGCUCCAUACAUUGUAAAAUUUAGGAGGUAAAGUUAUUUCAAAAAAGCAUAUACAUAUCUGCAUUUUCUGCAAUUUACCUUGUCAAAUUUCACUGAAUAAAAAACAGGUUCCCAUCUCUGAUUUCUGUGUAUUCAAUGAAUUUACAAAUAUACAUUUUGACAAAGAGAUGUUGUCAAAUUUUUGAAAAAAUGUUAAACAUAUGACAGCUUGACUUUGUCUUCUUCUUAAUUCUACCAUGGCUAAUAUGUUAAGGUGAGAAUACAUAAAACGCUUUUCUGACUGGCUUAAAGGAGCGUAGGGUCAAAAUCGAAGUAAGUCAACCCCAAAAUACUUUGUUCUGCCAAAAAAUCUUUUAAUGUACUCUCACCUUUAGUUCUCUGGUUGAGAUCUUAUUCAUUCUUAAUAGAAAGUAUAAAUUGAGUGAUAAUGAUAAAAUAUUUAGUGGGAAAUAAAUGUAAAUCUCUUUGCCAGUUGUACGUCCAUAUCUAAGGAGGAACAACAAAAUAUAAAUUUGACAAUGAAGGGACAACAAAUAAAAAAUGUUGUAAUCGUAUGACUUAUGAGAUUACCUCUGUAAUUGUACCCUGGGCUCGGCGCUUUUUGAUGAAGGAACUAUCGACAAAAAAGGGUUCAAGGAACUAAUAACAGCUACAUCUAUGCAGGCAUAUGAAGAAGAUUAAAGGUGAGAAUACAUAAAACGCUUUUCUGACUUGCUUAAUUCAUCGGCUGGCUUCUUCGGAAAAGAAAAAAGGAGCAUAGGGUAAAAAUCGAAAAAAGUCAACCUAAACCUCAUUUGUUCCUAUACGGAGAAACCAUCCGAUGACGGUAAAAAAACGUUUUAUGUAUUCUCACCUUAAGUCUACUCAUAGACAUUCAAUGAAAAAACCGAUUCUAGGAUAGGAUAUUCAAUCAUCCUAAUACCCAUUUUGCUCACUUUUCCUUAUCCAAUUCUAUUUUGGUAUAUAUUUUGAAAAAAAAAACCAAAUCACAAAUGCUCUGCAAUGCAAUCAUUAAAUAAAGAAUAUUCAAAAUACACUUGUUUUACAACACCUAACCUACAAUAACAAAAAUUGUAACUUACAAUAUUAAUAUAGAUAACUUAUAUGAAAAAUAAUUUAAAUACAUAUAAAUGUAUUAUAAAUUAGAACAAAAAAAAUGGGAAAAUUAUAUUGAAUUUACGCACACAUACACGCAAAAUACAUAAUAAAUAUUUGCAAAUCAUAGAUAUAUUCUUAGAGAAAUCGUGUGAAAUAAGAAUCAAUCAAAAUUAUUCAGGACACAUUCAAACUACACGUUCUCUAUGCUUGCACAUGGGAAAUUUUGCGUUAUCCUACUCACAAAGUUCAUUAAAUUAAUAUGUUAAGAGGAUUUUUGCAUGCAAGUUUGAUGUGUGGCCUGACAACUUAACAAAAACGUAAUGCGCGCGUCAUGGUAAAAGAAUUCACGUAGUCGCAUCGACAGCUGAUGACACAUAGAACUGUCAAACCAAUUUUGGAAUUAAAAAUUUUGAAUGAAAAAUUAUCAAAUUUUGUGAAAAUUGUUGAAAAAUGUAUAUCAUAACAACCUCCGAUUGGCAACGUAUAAGAAAACUUAUAUAAAUCGACUUAUUUGAUUUGAUUUUUUUCUCAUUUUUUUAAAGAGCUAAAGCGGCGAAAGUAUAAAUAUAUUUGUAUAAAAUACAAUAUAAUCAGAAGUAAUCAAAGGAAAUUUAAAAAAAAAAAACAUAUGCAGAUGUGUGAUAGCAAAAAUUAUGAGUCGUAUGUAAAAUGAUAAUUUUGAUAUACGUGGAUAAUAAAAGUGACAGAACAUAUGUAAAACCUCUUCCAUCUGAUGAUGGAUCUAUAAUGAGUAAGAAAUCACCGAACUUUGUGAGUGGGAAUACAAAUGCCAUGUGUGCAUAGAAUAGAGAUCAAUUUUUGACAUAUAUUACACCAUAACCUAACUUUUGUUCAUCAAAAAAUUAAGGAAACCCCGCAAAAAGAAAUUUCAACAAAAAUAAAGAUAUUUUCUAAUCAAUCUAUCAAAAUUUUACUAUCCUCUCUACAAGAAGUAAUAUUUAUACACUGUGUAUUUACAUAUACUAUAAAGCAAAUUAUAGAACAUUUACUAAUAUGUAUGUAUUUAUAUAACCUAUAUUUUUGUGUAUGUAUUGUAUAUUUUUAUAUGCCUAUAAUGUAUUGUAUUUUAUAUUGAAAUCAAAAAUUUUGUACCUUUUAUUUGAAACUACCAUGGCCUAGAAUAUAAUAAAAAAAAAGAAAUGAUAACAAAUAACCCCAUCCCAGAUCCUGAAUUCCCCCCAUUAUUUUGUAAAACAACCUUCCCAUGUUAUUCUUUAAAAAAAAGAUUGCAAAUAUUAAAUUAUACUAAACUGUGCAACACUAAUGCCCACCGGUCGAUCGGUCAGUUCCGGAUGAUACAUCCCUCUGUUGUUUAACAGAAAAUUUGCUCAAUCCAAAGCAGUAUUGUCCUAUAAAUGUUAGAAAUUUUCUAGGUUAGGAUAUUAACUAACCUAGAAAUUUUAGUUAUGUGUGAAAUAAAAAUUGAUAAAUGAUGACA
Musca domestica (house fly) is the source of this 4900-nucleotide messenger RNA. RefSeq lists its product as uncharacterized. The record is from RefSeq and is a predicted model, not a curated record. Lineage: Eukaryota; Metazoa; Arthropoda; Insecta; Diptera; Muscidae. Bases 300 to 899 code for a protein of 199 amino acids. The transcript has 3 exons.